UUGGUCUUCGCGCAGUAGACACCGGAUUUUUGUGUCGUGGGAGGUAGCUUCGUUGUCGAUGUAGAUAUACUGUCUGAACGGUUGGCAUUAUUGCAACGUUUAAUUGGCCAAAAGGCGAUCGACCAUCGGCCGGAAAGAAGAAACAACUAAUUUCUACACUGAGGGAAAGAAAAAGCGGCUUUCAUAAUGGUUAACAUUGUGGAUAGCGGGUCGAAGCAUGCGCCCCAGGAAAUGGAGCAAUUCCUGACCGGCGAGGAAAAAGUCAAGUACAAAAUCCAACCCCGCAAGUCGGAUACCGAGCAGGCCUUGUCUGGAAAUGACUUCGAUCCAUUCGCGUUGCGGGAAAAUCCACAUCCCACAACCGAUAGUGAAACUCUCACGCAUUUGCUUAAGGCCUCCUUGGGAACCGGUAUCCUGGGCAUGCCAUUUGCUUUUAUGUGCUCCGGUCUUGUUAUGGGAAUCUUCUGCACCAUUUUCACCGCCUUUAUUUGCACGCACUGCAGUUACGUGUUGGUAAAAUGCGGACACAAGCUGUACUACAGAACUCGCCGUACCAAGAUGACCUUUGCCGAGAUUGCCGAAUCUGCGUUCCUAAAAGGACCCAAAUGGUGCCGUGGCUUUGCGCCGGUGGCCAAGUUCUCCAUCCUGUUUGGUCUGUUUCUGACGUACUUUGGCACCUGCUCGGUGUACACGGUAAUUGUCGCAUCGAACUUUCAGCAGUUGAUUGGCUACUGGAUGGGAUCACCGGUGUCGCUGCGAAUGCUUAUUUGCAUAUUGCUGGUGCCCUUGAUCCUGAUUGCCUGGGUGCCAAAUCUCAAGUACCUGGCGCCCGUCUCGAUGGUGGCCAAUGUUUUCAUGGGCGUGGGACUGGGCAUUACGUUCUACUAUCUGGUCCAGGAUCUGCCAUCAGUGGAUGAACGCGAUUCCGUCGUUUUGAGCACAUUGCCACAGUUCUUCUCGAUCACCAUCUUUGCGAUGGAGGCCAUCGGUGUGGUUAUGCCACUGGAGAACAACAUGAAGACGCCACGGAGCAUCCUCGGAAUCUGCGGUGUGCUCAGCAAGGGCAUGUCCGGCGUGACCCUUAUUUAUAUGCUGCUGGGAUUCCUUGGGUAUCUGCGUUACGGUACCGCCACCAAGGAGAGUAUCGUUUUGAAUUUGCCUAUCGAGGACUACUCAGCCCAGGCGGUGAAGGUGCUCAUCUCGCUGGCCGUAUACUGCACAUUUGGACUGCAGUUCUUUGUGUGCCUGGAGAUCCUGUGGGAUGGCAUUAAGGAGAAGUGCAAGAAGCGCCCAACACUGGUCAAUUAUGUGCUGCGCACAGUGCUGGUUACCGCUGCCGUUGUUCUGGCCGUGGCUGUUCCUACAAUUGGCCCAUUUAUGGGUCUCAUCGGUGCCUUCUGCUUCUCCAUUCUAGGAUUGAUCUUCCCGGUGGCCAUUGAGAUGAUUGUCCAUUGGGAGGAAGGUUUUGGUAAAUACAACUGGAUUCUGUGGAAGAAUGUAAUCAUCACGUUGUGCGGUAUUGGUGCCCUCGUCUUUGGCACCCAGGCAGCCAUCAAGGAUAUUGUAAAAGCCUACAGUAGUACUGAACAAGUUGGAGAAUAGAUACUUCACAGCAUAGGAGAGAGGCUCCGCUUCCUAGAUAAAAUCUAACUAUUGUUAGAUGUAAAACUGCGCCCACAUUUUGUACAUUUUGUCUGUUGCUUAGUGUGUCUGUUUUGAGAACCGAAAAUGAAUUAACUAGGGAUUUCACUGAGCGAGUGCCUACUAUAUAUAUAAAAAUAUAUAUAUUUAGCACACUCCCGAGCACCAUUUUGCCGUUUUAGUACACCUGCGAUUAUAUAAUGUAGAAAGUAAGCUAGUUGAUAGCCAUUCAGAAGCACUUUUAGAACAGCUCUGAACGAUUCAAGCAGCAUUCAAACUAAAACAUUACUAAGUGCACUUUUUUAGUUUCCUAUUGAUUUUAAUACAAUUAGUAUGAAGCUAUGGAAGGACUUAAGUAUUAUCCGGCCCCAAACUAGCAGCACUCCUCGCAAAACCCCCACCCUUUUCUCUCUGUUCUAAAAUAGUAUUACUCCAAAAGCAAAAAACCAAAACUGAAUUCAUAUUAUCAUGCCUUUCCCACUUUUACUUUGUUCCGUAGCAAAUGAUUUGCCUACAUUAGUUAACUUUUUAGCAUGUUUAGUUCGUAAGCGUAAGAAUUAAGAUUGCAAAGCCUAUUUUGCAAUCAAUCAGUUCCAAAUAUGUUGAGCUAAAUUACUCAGAGAAUACAAUUUUUAUACGAAAUCAAGCCGAGAAAUAAGUUACAUUGAAUUGCCCCGAUAUUCACUAUAUGUAAACAUAUUUUUUUGUUGUCUACACAUUUUUGUAUUUUAAUUAUAGCUAUUAAAGAGAAAUACUUAGCGAAACUAUCAAGUGAAUAAAUCAAGAAACACAAGUUGAAA
Messenger RNA from Drosophila teissieri, 2441 nucleotides. RefSeq names its product proton-coupled amino acid transporter-like protein pathetic (gene path). Gene Ontology annotation, molecular function: amino acid transmembrane transporter activity. The record is from RefSeq and is a predicted model, not a curated record. Gene Ontology annotation, biological process: amino acid transmembrane transport. The transcript has 7 exons. Bases 187 to 1602 code for a protein of 471 amino acids. Gene Ontology annotation, cellular component: vacuolar membrane. Lineage: Eukaryota; Metazoa; Arthropoda; Insecta; Diptera; Drosophilidae.